GAGAAAAUAUAGACGUUGUACCAUUGGAGACCGACCCGGUCCGUCUAGUAGCCAUCGGGAGACUGAUAUAGGACCGAUACCGGUUCGACUUGAGACCGAUAGAGACCGGCGGUUCAUUGAAUUUGGAGAUCGGACCCGGACUGGAAGUCCGGCCGCUUAGAGUAGUAACUGGUAGUUAGGGUCAUCCUAUCUUCAAACCAGACCCCUCGUCGGAGGGAUUACGCCGGCGGUGGCGACGACCACUAUCAAAAAUCGUAGAAGAUGCUGUCUUUGCAUUCAAAUUUUUCGGUAAUAGGCAAAACCUCACAACUUAUGCGUAUUGGAAAACACCAAUCUCCGGUGGUGGAUUUUUCUUCUUCCUCUCAUCUUCAUCAACAGUCUCUCAGAUAUGCUGUACUUGGUGCGGGGUUUGCUGGAUUAUCAGUAGCAUGGCACUUGCUGGAACAUAGUCCUAUCGAGUUGCACAUUUCCAUAGAUGUUCUUGAUGAGGUUGGAAUUGGGGGUGGUGCUUCUGGAGUGUCUGGAGGACUCCUUCAUCCUUAUUCUCCUAAAGUUAAGCCUUUAUGGAGGGCAGCUGAGUGCUGGGAAGAGAGUUUAAAGCUUUUAAGAAUUGCUGAAACAGCAAUACAGACCAAGGAAUCAAGCUUCAACAAUGGAGAAAUUGCUCAGAGUUCUUAUGAAUUUAUUGCACGAAGAAGGGGUAUCCUUAGACCAGCAGUCAGCUUGAAGAAAAUGAGCAUAAUGAAUGAAAAUGCUCAGAACUCCCUUGCCAGUUGCAGAAUACAGUCUAUCAAUGAAGAUGCAGCCCAGAUAUUAAUGCCUAACAUAUGUGUACCUUCCAAUUUGGCCUUUCAUAUGCAAGGUGCUAUAAAUAUACAUCCCCAACUCUAUCUUCAGGCCCUAUAUGUAGCUUGUGAAGCUCUAGCUAGAGACAUGUCCAGUGUGGGCCCCGGUGAAAAAGAGAUAAAUUUUCACAAGAAAUCUGUUGACAAUCUCCUUCAACUAGAAGGGGAAUACGAUGCAGUUAUCGUAUGUCUAGGCGCCAGAUCCACUUUCCUUCCAGAACUUUCCGGAAGGCUGCCAUUGAGGACUUGCAGAGGUGUCACUGCCCACUUCCAUCUGCCUGAAAACAUCAGAGAAGAAAUCCCUGAACAUAGCCCCUCGAUUUUAUCAGACGCAUGGCUUGCGAUCCAGAAUCCACGAAAUUUACAUGUGGGGUCCACAUGGGACUGGAAAUCUUGCAACUACUCACAAAAAGUGUCGAUGGAAGAAGCUUCUAGAGCUUUGGAAGAACUUUUACCUAAAGCAUCUGCGGUGUAUCCAAGCUUAAGAAAAUGGGUUUUUCAUGGAGCAUCCGCGGGUCUAAGAGCAAUGCCACCUCUCACAGGCCUCGGAUCUCGAGGUCUUUUGUAUCAUGCUUGGCUCGGGAAAUUAAUGGCACAAGCUGUAAUUUCUUGUGAUGAGGGUGUAAUACCCCAAGAAUUCACCUCAUGGAGACCAAAGUUAUGA
This is a messenger RNA of Lactuca virosa, 1509 nucleotides long. Lineage: Eukaryota; Viridiplantae; Streptophyta; Magnoliopsida; Asterales; Asteraceae. The record is from the annotation of a GenBank genome assembly.